Molecule: messenger RNA, 966 nt
Organism: Nylanderia fulva
Lineage: Eukaryota; Metazoa; Arthropoda; Insecta; Hymenoptera; Formicidae
Source: RefSeq, a predicted model, not a curated record
UGUAAUCGACCAAUGGUUUAUGUAGCAUACGACAUGAUAUGAGCGUGUUGUUAUCGACUUUAUCAAAUCUCUUUCAUUACUCAUUGGGCUUCAUACAAGCCGAGCUGGCAUAAACAGCCGGUAUUCGUUGUCUCUGGUGUUUGUGAACGCGUGAUAGUCAGUCUGCCUGUCAUUCGGCCGCGACGAGAGUGUGCCUUCUCCAUUUUAAUUGAAAUGAACGGGACCGUGCAUUAUGCUCUGGUGGCCCUGUGGGAGAAAUCCGGCUGCAAAAUAGUCGCGGAUUAUCCUGCGGAUCGGGACCCGACCUAUCGUACUCUCACUCUUAGUACGGUUGACAGCCUGAAAACGAUCGAAGACGAUAAAAUCAGCGUCGAUCGGGGCAAAUAUACGGUACAUGUGUUGAUCGGGGAACUUCAUUACGCCUGUUUGACAUCGAGAUCGAACUGCCCUUCGUCGGCAGUACGAUUAGAAUCUUGCUCUCAAAUAUUUCUACAGAGGCUGCGGAGUGUUUAUAGAGAAUUACCAAUAUUGGCGGACUUAUCAAGAGAUCUGACCAAUCCCGCGGUGGUGGAUUUCUCGAAACCUUUGAAGAAAAUAAUUGAAGAGUAUAACAAUCAAGAUGUCGAUUCCAAAAAUUUGAUCCCGAGGUUAGAGGAAGAAUUGGCCGAGGUACGUCGUCUGUUGAUGGAUGGGGUUCAAAAGCUGAUCGAUAGAGGCGAGAAAUUGGAUGAACUUGUCCGAAAGACGCAAUGUCUCGAAAUUUCGUCCCGGGACUUCCACGUAGUUUCAAGGAUUCCGAAGAAGAACAAAAAAAGCGUUCUUUUAGCAGCAGGAGGGGCAUUCUUGAUGCUUGGUUUCGUGGCAUCGUCACUCGCAAUCAUUUUUGCAAGCUUCACGAAAACGCGACGGUUUUACAACGUUAUUGGCGCGGUUAUCGCGCCAGGAUGUUCGCUAAGCGAUAUUUAA